CGGUUCGGAGAGCUCGAGAGAGAGAGAGAGAGAGAGAGAGGAAAUGGAGGAGAAGGCGAAAGUGGGGAGUGAGAGAUGGAGCGCUGCGAUCGAAAAUCUAUCGGAGAUGGCGUCGAAUCUGGAUUCUCUCCAAAAGCUACUCGUGAAGAAAGCAGUGUACGUCGACGAAGACACCUUUGCCAAAGCCUCUCUCACUUCCGAACAAGCCCGUACUAUUAAGGUUCUUGAACAAAGAGUUCAGACUUUAGAGCGAGAAUUAGAUAAUGCUAUUUCUGCUGCUGCUCAUGCACGGACUGAGAAAAGACAGGCUGAGGCAGCUCAGAAGGCUGCUGAACUACGUGCACAAGAGGUUACAAGAGAGCUUGAAAAUACCACAAGGGUAUUUGAGCUGCACAUGGAAGAGCUGCGUGCAAAGCAAGAAGAGAUAUCUAAGCGAGAUAAGGAAAUCAAACUUCUAGAGGCCAUAAUUCAGACACUUGGAGGCAAAGGCUCUCAUUCUACCCUUGAAUGAGUAAGAAAAUCUACAGUGACUGUAAUUACUGUGUCAUCUUGUAUCAUUUCUUUGUAUAUUAAACAAGAUUUUGGUUUGUAAUAGAUGUACCAGGAAGUAGAUGAAUAUUUCAGUAAGUUACUACAUCCAAGUGUUGUGUUUUGCUGCU
Molecule: messenger RNA, 659 nt
Organism: Nicotiana attenuata
Lineage: Eukaryota; Viridiplantae; Streptophyta; Magnoliopsida; Solanales; Solanaceae
Product: myosin heavy chain, muscle
Exons: 3
Coding region: 44-511 (155 amino acids)
Source: RefSeq, a predicted model, not a curated record